AUGAAAUUACUAUUUAACAUUGCCUUGAUUUUCUCAUUAAUCUAUUGUAUAAUUGCUUCUAAUGGUAUUUUAUAUUAUACUACUGUUGUUACAUUUGGUGAUUCGACAAGUGAUACCGGUAAUGCAUAUCGAAUCUCAAAUCAUACAUGGCCACCUGUACCUCCAUUCAAUUCAAAUGGUGGUUUUGCAGAUAAUCUUCUUUGGAAUCAAAUAUUAACUCAACAAUUAUUACAUAAUACUACAUUACAAGAUUAUUCCUAUGGUAGUGCUACAACUGAUAAUGAAUUAGUUCAAGGUACAAUGGAUCGUUCUCCAAAUUUAAUUGUUGAUUAUUUAAUUCGAAAUAGUACAAUACCACCAAGUGUUCGACAACAAAUAUUUCAAUAUAUUAGUAAAACAAUAAAUGAAACAAUUGAUUUUGAUCAAACACUCUAUGUUAUUUGGGUUGGUAGUAAUAAUUAUUAUUUUAAUGAAUCAUUAACACCAUUACAAACUGUUGAAAGUAUAAUUAAAUGUUUAAAUUUAUUAAUAUUUUUUGGUGCAAGAAAUUUAGUUAUUAUUAAUGAACCACCUUUUGAUCGAUAUCCAGGAUUUCGAAAUAAAAAUACAACAAAUACAACAAAAUAUUUAUAUAUUCAACAUAAUGAAAUUUUAUCACAAAGAAUAAAUGAAAUUUAUUUAUCAAAUUAUAGUCGACUUCGUAUACGUUUAUUUGAUAGUUAUACAUUUAUAUCAAAAAUUUUGGAUAAUUAUAUAAAUUAUGGAUUUGAAAAUUUAGAUAAUUGUUGGGAUACACAAAGUGAUUCACUUGUUAUAAUAAGAUGUCAAAAUAUAACAAAAAAAAUAUUUACUGAUGAAUAUCAUUUAACAUCAGUAAUGCAAACAUUACUUGCAAACGAAUUUUAUUUUAAAUUAGCAGGAUCAAAUUCAACAUCAAAAGGAAUAAGUUUUAUAUCAAUGAAUUUUCAUUUAUUUAUUGUUGUAAUUUGUAUAAUGUUUCUUUUAAAAUAA
Messenger RNA from Rotaria sordida, 1011 nucleotides. The record is from the annotation of a GenBank genome assembly. Lineage: Eukaryota; Metazoa; Rotifera; Eurotatoria; Philodinida; Philodinidae.